Molecule: messenger RNA, 1571 nt
Organism: Achroia grisella
Lineage: Eukaryota; Metazoa; Arthropoda; Insecta; Lepidoptera; Pyralidae
Exons: 6
Coding region: 130-1518 (462 amino acids)
Molecular function (GO): nucleic acid binding
Source: RefSeq, a predicted model, not a curated record
UUUAUUUGUUUUAUUUAGCUGUUAACUGAUAAAGAAAAAAGUGUUAUUCCCUAAGUAAUGAUCGGGCAAAGUUUUUAUAAUAAUUUAUUAUUUAUACUUAUCGUUGAAACUUGAAGUAGCCACACCAACAUGAAUUAUAACGGAAAGAAUUACUUGAAGUGUAGAGAUAAAAAACUAUUUUAUUCUGAAUAUAUUGUGUCCGAUCCUUCACCUCCGGAGUCUAAAUUAGAACCUGUACAAAGAGAUAAUAAGAAUAGAAUGUGGAUAUUAAGGGAAACAUUAUACGAAGAUCCAGAUUUAAUUCAUUUUCAAGAUUCACCUGAAGACGACCCUCCUACUGCAGAGCCUCCAGACACUCAGCCUCAAACCUCACACCCACCUGGAUAUGACUGGACAAAACAGCAAUGGCAAAAAGCUAGUAAUUUCCAAGGCUCAGUUGAUAAAGUGACCUGCAAAGUACCAGAAGUCUGUACAGAUAAUAAAUUCCUGAAGACUGUAAUGGUUGGGUUAUCACAACCUGUUAAAUUAAACAAGGCUGAGAGCAUGAUGCAGAGAAUGGGCUGGCAGGGCGGAGCCCUAGGGAAAACUGGCAUCGGAAUUAUUGAACCCAUAGCCCCUAAUAUAACUUAUGCAACGAGAACUAUUGGCUUCGGACAAGACCUAUACAAAAAGCCAAGUCCUAUUAAAAAGGUUGUGAUCACGAAACGUCUGAAAAAUAAAGAGUUACUACAAAAAAGACCAAACUUCAAUCUAAACGUAUUACUACAUAUAUUUGCAUUCGUUAGAAAUGACUCGGAAAUCACGAUGGUCUUCGAUAAAAACCUCACGGAUGGUGAACGGAAGGUGGUUCACCAAUGGGUGAACAAUGUGAUUAAUGAUGGUGAUGAAGUCGACGGUGAAGUGAGUAGCCCUGAAGAAUUGGAGGUGGUGAAACUUAUACACGAUCAUAAUAAUUAUUUGUUGAGUACUAAAAGCGAGGGCCAGAAACCAUUUAGAGAAUUGACAAUAUUCAAAGAAGCACCAGCUCACAUAUAUCUUGUCAUACCAGAUGACUUGAAAGAUGAGCAUACAGCCACGGAUGUGACCGUCACAUCUGAAUCUUAUGACAUUGUCAUAGACGAUGAUGGUAACUCUACUGGUGGUGACGAAAUUGAUAAGGGUGUUAACCAAAGUGCAGAUAAUGGAGCGGAAAUGAAAUAUACAGAUUCUAAUACAGAUAAUAUGUGUAUAAAAGAAGGACAGAAAGCACCACAUGAUAUAUUAGUAGAAUAUUUUAUUGAAUUCUCAAAGGAGAGUGAAUAUACUGAAUUUAGAUUUUUAGGUUUAUACGAUUCUAUACAAUUAGAGGCAUUAAAUGAAUUUUGGAGGAACAUUUAUAUAUAUAUAGAUGGUGAUAUGAAUUCUGUAGACAAACAUUAUUUACCAGCAUUUAAAAAUGAAGAAAUAUAUUUCACAGUGGAUCAAGACUGCAAUGCUUAUAACGUAAUAUACAAGCAUCACAAAAGCAGUUCUCAAUGAUAAGCAUAAUUUAUUUAUACUUAUAUUUAUUUAUUAAAAACCUAUCAACCAAG